Symbiodinium necroappetens is the source of this 3242-nucleotide messenger RNA. Lineage: Eukaryota; Dinophyceae; Suessiales; Symbiodiniaceae. The record is from the annotation of a GenBank genome assembly.
AUGCUUGCUGCGGGCUUCGUGGUUUUAAUUUUGCUGGUCGGGGAACUGACGUUGACACUAAAGCAGCUACUAAGCAAAGCUCGCCAAACGCAGCCUCUUGCCGCAGAGCACGUGGUCAAGAUAGUACAGGCUGGUGUGGAGAGUCUUCGAUGCCGGGAGGAUCGCCCACACGGCGCACGAACUCCUGUCUGGCAUCGCGGGCUUGAGCACUCAAUCAUGCACGGCUUCCUGAAACUGGCUGCUGAAGCGGACGGGGAUGGUGAGGUUGUAGACACAUUCCUCAAGACGAGCGAGUUAUGCCAGACGCAUGUCAAGCCGCUCACCGCUGCUGCACGUUGCUCCGCCUGGGAGGCGCUGCAUGCAGGAUGGGAUUCUUUGCCGUCGGACGCUCAUCGACACCAUCGCUCUCAGCACCUGAACACACCGACAGUCAUGGUAAGCCACUGUUGGGCGAGCCCUUUUCAGGAUGUCGUGAAGAUCAUGAGGCGCUACGACGAAAACACGAACAAGAGCAACUUCUUUUUCUUCGAUGUCUUCAGUAUGAACCAGCACGACCUGUCCGAUCUUUCGGGACCUGAUCGCAAGGACCAGCCUUGUCAAGAUAUGUAUGACGUGAUGCUAGAGGCUUUAACGAACUCGAUUCGCACGCCUCGUCGCGUGUUGCUGGCCCUGACACCUCACACCGAACCGCAGCUGCUUUCAAGAUCUUGGUGCUUGUACGAAAUAUACAUGGCACAGAAGCUGAAGGCGGAGGGCGAUGAGUUGAUCGAGCAUAUGUUAUCCAAAGUGGAUGCUGAGAAAUCGCAGGCCACUGUGGAGUCCGACCGCCUCAUGAUACUGGAGCUCAUCCAGUCUCAGAAGGAUGGCGUGAGCAAGUUCAACCAGUUCGUGCGGGAAAAGUUUGCGGCUUCACUUCGGCUAGUGGCAUUGACAACAGUGCCAAGCGACGUCGUGGACGAAGUUGUUGUUUUGCCAGAUCGAACGAUUGUGACAAGAAGAUUUUCUCACGAUGUCUUCUUCGCCAUCGGCACGCUGAGUUUCGGAACCGAGUUCAGAAGCGACGCAGACUGCAUGCUCGUCAUUGUGCCACGGAUGCCAGUGCAACAGGAGACUGCGAGCGACGACGUGGGGGCAUAUGACCAAAGAGAUUCCUGCACCUCCUGCCAGAUUGGUGCUGCUGUGGUUGUAGCAGAGGUGCUGCCGCAGGCACUCGGCUUCAGCCAUGGGGUGGACUUUUCCAAAAAGGUGCGUGAUGACUGGUCACGCGUGUGCUCUCCUGUGCUAAGCACGGGGCUGAUUCAGUUUUUUUCGGUGUGCUUCUGUGCCAUGGUUGCUUUGAUUGUUGUCCUUUGGGCACUGUAUGCAGCGUGCUUAUCCCAAAUAAGCCGGCCGAUGUUCCGCGUCUGGAGCUUCACACUUGCCGCGCUUGGUUUCGUGCUGAGCACACCACAAGCUUUUGUCCGAAUCAACGACCCGUCGCUCCUUCCCACAGAGGAUGCUGUCCUUCUCACGUCUUUCGUACUUGGAGACGUGAUGAACCACAUAGCCCUGCUGAUGAUCAUUUACUGGGACAUUUGCAGAGAGUCUGUUAUGUUGAUUUUCGCAUUGGAUCCAGCAAAGCAAACGAAGAGCUUGAGGUUGUCGUUCGGUGUCGGCUCAGGGUUCAUGCUCAGCCAGGUCGCGAUCCUGGGUACGUUUCUGCCGCUUAUGGCGUUCUUGGAGGAGACGUCCCGCAGCCUGACGAUCAGCAUCUUCUACGUCGGGCAGGUGAGCUUUGUCUUUGGAUUCGUGCCCCCUGUGGCCUUUGGACUCCUCGCGAGGAGUUUGCAGAAGCUUUGGGCCGAGUUGCCACCGGAUCUUCCAAGAAGACUUGCCCACCGCCUGCGUUAUGCCCAGUGGGGCCUCUACCUGCUCUUGAUCGUAUGCCUUGUCUACGCACCCUGCGGGCUCUUUCCGGCCUUUGUACCCCAGCUGAACGAUUUGGGUGGCUUCAUCUAUACAUAUAUCAUCAUGCUGGCCGCCGGCGGCGUCGUGGUACUUUUGCUGGUUGGGGAAUUGGCAUUGACACUAAAGCAGUUGCGAAGCAAAGCUCGCCAAACACAGCCUCUUGCUGCAGAGCAGAUGGUCAAGGUAGCACGGGCUGGUGUGGAGAGUCUUCGAUGCCGGGAGGAUCGCCCACAUGGCGUAUACACUCCUGUCUGGCAGCGAGGGCUUGAGCACUCGAUCAUUCAAGGCUUCCUGGAACUGGCUGCGGAGGGGCUCUCAGAAUCCGCGAUUAAGACAAAUGAGGUCUGCCAGCGACAUGUCAAGCCACUGACAGCUGCUGCACGCUGCUCCGCCUGGGAGGCGCUGGGUGCAGGAUGGGAUUCCCUGACGGUGGACGCUCAUCGACACCAUCUGUCUCAGCACCUGAACACACCGACAGUCAUGGUAAGCCACUGUUGGGCGAGCCCUUUUCAGGAUGUCGUGCAAAUCAUGGGGCGCUACGACGAAAACACGAACAAGAGUAAUUUCUUUUUCUUCGAUGUCUUCAGUAUGAACCAGCACGACCUGUCCGAUCUUUCGGGACCUGAUCGCAAGGACCAGCCUGGACAAGAUAUGUAUGACGUGAUGCUAGAGGCUUUAACGAACUCGAUUCGCACGCCUCGUCGCGUGUUGCUGGCCCUGACACCUCACCACGAACCGCAGCUGCUUUCCAGAUCUUGGUGCCUCUACGAAAUAUAUAUGGCCUGGCAGCUGAAGGCGGAGGUCUCUUGUGGCUUUGUGCCAGCCGGAGAGCAGAUGGUCAUCCAAAGCUUGCAGGAGGGUGAUGUUUUGAUCGAACACAUGUUAUCCAGAGUGGAUGCCGAGAGAUCGCAGGCCACUGUGGAAUCCGAUCGUCUCAUGAUCCUGGAGCUUAUCAAGAAGGAUGGUGUGAGCAAGUUCAACCAGUUUGUGAGGGAAAAGUUUGCGGCCUCACUUCGGGUGGUGGCGUUGACAACGAUGCCAAGUACCGCUUCAGCAGACCUGUUGGACUGGGCGCCGGACUUGCCAGAAAGGAACCUUUCUUGCGACACAAGAAGUCACUUCGCUCGGCAGAUUUCCUUGGAGUCGACGGUCGAUGAGAACGCAUCUGCAUCUGCAGCCGAAGGCCAUGGCCUAUGGACGCAGAUGAGCCUCACGCCUAAAGUCAUGCAGGGGAGCAUCAGAUCUCCGCCGCCGGAAGAUCGAGAAGCGCCUCGCCCGGAUUGGCCAAGCUGUGA